AUGCAGAAGAGGAUGGGCGAGGCGGUGGCCCGGGUGGCCAGGAAGGUGAACGACACGGUGGAGAACAAAACGGAUUCCCUGGAUCUGGCCAACUGCAAGCUGAUGACCUUCCCUGUGGGCAUCUACAAAGCCAUGAGGAGUGUCACCGAGGGGAUCCACCGCAUCUCCCUGGCGAACAAUGAGCUGAAGUCCCUCACCAGCCGAUUCGUCACCACCUUCAGCCAGCUGAGAGAGCUCAAUCUGGCAGGCAACUACCUGCACCGCCUGCCCGAGGAGGUCACCUCCCUGCUGCACCUCCGAGCCAUCAACCUCUCCCGCAACAGAUUUCGGCGUUUCCCUGAGCCCCUGGCUGCUGUCACUACCUUGGAGACCAUUGAUCUGGAAGAGAAUGAGAUCACAGAGGUGCCAACAGAGAAGCUGGCCACCAUGGCAUCGCUGCGGAGUCUCAACCUGCGGGCGAACCCCGUCGGCCCCGAGGUGCGGCUCCUCGUCCGGCCCCUCAUCCCCUUUGACCUGCUGCUGUCACCAGAGGAGCCUGUCCCCAAAGCCUGA
Messenger RNA from Merops nubicus (carmine bee-eater), 552 nucleotides. RefSeq names its product leucine rich repeat containing 20 (gene LRRC20). Lineage: Eukaryota; Metazoa; Chordata; Aves; Coraciiformes; Meropidae. The record is from RefSeq and is a predicted model, not a curated record. Gene Ontology annotation, molecular function: protein binding. The transcript is spliced from 4 exons. Bases 1 to 552 code for a protein of 183 amino acids.